Lithohypha guttulata is the source of this 3498-nucleotide messenger RNA. RefSeq names its product putative ATP-dependent RNA helicase DHR1 (gene ECM16). Lineage: Eukaryota; Fungi; Ascomycota; Eurotiomycetes; Chaetothyriales; Trichomeriaceae. Gene Ontology annotation, biological process: maturation of SSU-rRNA from tricistronic rRNA transcript (SSU-rRNA, 5.8S rRNA, LSU-rRNA). Gene Ontology annotation, cellular component: intracellular anatomical structure; nucleolus. Gene Ontology annotation, molecular function: RNA binding; ATP binding; helicase activity. The record is from RefSeq and is a predicted model, not a curated record. The transcript has a single exon. The coding region runs from base 1 to 3498 and encodes 1165 amino acids.
AUGCCUUCUUUCAAGCCAACACGAGAACGCAAGCACAAAAAACUUGCGCGCCGGACUGAGGGUGAGAAUGCUCGUCCGUCGAAGAAGCAGCGUCGCCUGGAAAAAUACGUCGAGAAGAAGUUGAAGCAUGAUGAGGCUAAGGAUUACCUGCGCAAGCUAGAAUCACAAAAAGAGACUUACAAUGGGCUUCAAAGUUCGAGCACGCUCAAGCGAAAGUUCGGCGACUUUGUGCAUGGACAUGUGAGUCAGCACGAAUCUUCCAAGCUGCAAAGGAAUAGCAGUUACUCGAGCGAAGACUCUUUCGACGGCGCGAAUGACGAUGUCCCCGAUCCUACCAGCGACUUCGGCGACGAGCCUGCAGUGGUUGCAGAUGCUAUAGCGGACGAUGCUUGGACUAGGACUCGUGCUCCUCCGAUACAGGGGACUGGUCUGGCGCAGCCUCUCAAGCUCGAUGCGAAUGGCAUGCCGGUUAUACCUAUGCGACAGAAGCCUUUGCCUGUGACUGCCAGCAUCAGUAGUGACGGAAGUGAGACCGACAGCGAACAAGAGAACGAGGAUGAUGAAGAUGAUAGUGAGGAAGAAGAGUCAUGGGCGGGCUUCUCAGGAUCAGCAGCUACCUCCUCUGAGGAAUCAAGUGAGAAUAGCGCGGAAGAGGAGUCGGACGACGAGACGGACGCCAGUAGCAAUGCUGAGGUAGACACUCGGCUCAAGCCACGAACCUCAGCCUUCAAAUCAUGGGCAACUCAACAGAUCAAUCAGUCGAUCGGCCAUACACCUUUCUACGAACAGCCACAAGCCACACCUCAAACCUUCGAAAAACCUGCAGCAGGUUACAGGCUUGGUAUCAAAGAGACGGAAAGACCAAAAGACGACCAUCGUGCGUAUAGUGUGCAUGUUGAGAGAGCAGAGAGCAUACAAGAAAUUCGACUGCAACUACCAAUCCUACAAAAAGAGCAAGAGAUCAUGGAAGCUGUGCACAACAAUACUGUGGUCGUGCUGAAAGGAGAUACAGGCAGUGGCAAGACUACCCAGCUACCACAAUUUCUGUUUGAAGCUGGAUAUGGCGACAAGGACGGGCUGACCCCGGGCAUGAUUGGCAUCACACAACCCAGACGGGUCGCUGCGGUGAGCAUGGCAAAACGCGUCGCCCAAGAGCUGGGCAAUCACGGCGACAAAGUCGCUCAUCAGAUCCGGUUCGACACGACUGUAUCCUCCAAGACUGCUAUCAAGUUCAUGACUGACGGCGUAUUAUUACGGGAGCUGAGUCAGGACCUGCUUUUGAAGAAAUACUCGGCAAUCAUCAUUGACGAAGCGCACGAACGAAGUGUUAAUACAGAUCUGUUAAUAGGUAUCCUAAGCAAGAUUGUUCCUGCCCGCAUGAAGAAAAGUGAACCAAAUCCUGAUCCUAAGCCUCUAAAGUUGAUCAUCAUGUCUGCUACCCUGAAUAUCAAAGACUUUCUACACGAGAAGCUUUUCUCAACAUUUAUGAGGCCAGCCUUGGUGGAAGCUGAAGGCAGGCAGCAUCGUGUUACCACUCAUUUCGCGUUGCGUUCGAGGCCAGAUUAUCUGGAGGAAACAGUUGAGAAGGUCAAGCGUGCUCAUAAGAAAUUGCCUCGAGGUGGUAUUCUGGUCUUCCUUACUGGACAAAAUGAAAUCAAGUAUGUUCUGUCGCGCUUACGGAAAGACCUUGUACGACCCACGGCGAAGCUGGAAGAGGCCGCACCUCGGAUGCACAUUUCUGCAGUUGACACACCACUUGAGCUCGAGGACCUCGAUAUCGGUGAUAUUCACACUACAAGCCAGGAAGACCUGGACCUAGCCGAUGAAAUUGACAUCGUCACGGAUGAAGAGGAGCUUGAUAAAGAGUUUGAGGUGUCGGAUGAUGACGAUGAGGAAGGUAUGGUUGAUGUACCUGCGCUCAGGCAGGACAAAAUUGCUUUGAAACGCGAUCCUUACGACACGGUUCACUUGCUACCUCUAUACUCACAACUUCCAACCAAGGACCAACUAAGAAUCUUCGAACCGCCUCCUGAAAGGUCGCGCCUCAUCGUUCUAUCAACGAACGUAGCAGAGACCUCCCUUACCAUACCAAACAUACGCUAUGUCAUAGACUGUGGUCGAAGCAAAGAACGCAAGUUUAAUUCUGAGACGAACACACAAUCCUUCGAAGUGGACUACAUCAGUAAAGCUAGUGCACAGCAACGUGCUGGACGAGCAGGCCGAACUGCUCCAGGCCACUGUUGGAGAUUGUACAGUAGUGCAACAUACGAGCAAUACUUCCCUGAGCAUACUGAGCCAGAAAUCCUGCGCACCCCGGCCGAGAAUGUUGUGCUAUCAGUCAAGGGAUUUCGAUUUCCGAAGCCUGUGACUGACUUUCCCUUCCCGACCGCACCGACUCGAACAACCCUUGCGAAUGCGGAGCGACUCUUGAAACAUUUGGGAGCCAUCGCUGGUCCAAACGGCGCCCUUACUGAUCUCGGCAAGAAGAUGACGUUGUAUCCAGUGAACCCCAGGUUGAGCAAAAUCAUAAUACAUGCCAUUGAAAAGGCACCCAAAGCACUGAAUCAGAUCAUACUCCUGGCGUCUGCACUUUCAGUGGACGACAUCUUUGUCAACCAGACUCAAAUUAGUCCGGAAGUGGACGACGACGGCCACGACGAUGAGCAAGACAAACUGAAGCAGCGAUACGGCAGAGCUCAUGCCCGCUUCAGCAGGCAGGACAAGGCUUCAGAUGCAUUAAAGCUGCUCACUGCUGCACAGCUGUACCUCAAGGAUUCCGAGAAAGAUCACUUCUGUCAACAAUUCUUCCUUCGGUCAAAGGCUAUGCAGGAGAUCUCUCAGCUCUACUCACAGCUUUGCAGCAUGAUUCGGUCUACACAUCCGCACCUAUCGCAUGUACUCGGCACUGCGCAAUUGACGGAAACCACGAAGCCUGAUGUGGUCAAGUCAAUCAAUACUUCUGCCGCGUCUGGGUACAUCGAUCAAAUUGCGAUCCGUUACGACCUGCAUCCUGAGCAGUCCAUAGUCGCUUCUUCGCCACGGCGAGCCAUCGAUGUACCAUAUUUUCCACUCAUACCCAUCAAUCAACGUACAGGAAACUCGGAGAAGAGACCAGCCUUCAUUCAUCCAUCGUCUGUGCUAGCGAAACUCAGCACCAAAGUGCUGCCGCAGUAUAUAGUGUACAGACACCUACAAGAAAGAACAAACUCGCAGGUUUUGACGUCCUCCGAUACCGAGAUAGUCAAGACGCGCAUGCUGCCUCUAUGUACUGUCGAUGCUACAGCCCUGCUGUCGCUGGUACGCGAUACAGGCGUCAUGUCUUACGGCAAGCCUGUACCAAAGACCAAGAUAGAGGACGUCAAGAAUACGAGUCCGAAAGAGCGAAUCGCGUGGGUAAGCUGCGAGAUGAAUGGGUGGCCUUUGCCGCCGAGUAGAGUCAGACAGGUGAUGGAUGUGAAAGAGGCAUCGGGAUGGAGGGUUGUUGAGGUGCUCGCUUGA